AAUUUGUAUGGUACAAAAAAGUUAGUGAUGCAUAACUGUGAAAGUCCCCUCUCGCUCUCCUCAGCCAGUCAGCCUGCCGGGCCAUCACCACUCACCAGUGUCUCCCCGCCCCCACCCUGUGAUGGCUGCUCCUGUCAACCCGCUGCUGAACUCCGUCUGCAGGGAGCCCGACCCCGCCCCCCUCGGCUUGCAGCCUGCCCUGCUGCUGCCCCCCGCACGGCACGGCACUGACGGCAGUCCCUCGGCCUCAGCGGCACAGCCAGGACCUACCCUCCCUGUGUCUUCCUAUGACCAUGUGGAUCUGCAGGCUCCUGGCACAACCGAAGAUGUGUUCUUGAGUGAGCCCCAGCCCCUGCCCAGCUUUGCACCCCCCAGCAGCAGCACCUGCAGCUCCCCUACAGCCUCUGCACAGACGAUACUCUUCACCACACCCCCUGCCUCUCCCCAAGAUGACAACUUCCCUCCCGCCCACAGCACCUCGGUCCUGCCUCCCUCCUUUGAAAACAUGGCAAGUAAUGGGGGUGAGAUAUACCACCCAGUGCUGCACCACUGGUUCUACUCUUCUGAGCUUCAGGGGUGGAAACCCUUCACAUUCAAUGACUCCUUCAAACUGGAGGAAGCCUUCAUGCAGGGGAGUUUAGAACCUGUGGCAACUGAGGGUGGACGGCAUGAUGUUUACAUCCAGGAGCGGAUACGAAAAGCUGUGUACUGGGAGGAGAAAGAGCCUCCACCUGUUCGCCGGUGCAGCUGGUUCAGAAAGAGUGCCCUAGACCAACACCCACAGCCCUACACUGAGGAUCUGGCAGCACUGCUAGAAGAGGAGUACCAUGUCUGUGUAACAAGUGGACAGUGGCACAGACAGGUGACACUUCCUGAUGGUGACAAGGUAAUGAUUCACUCUCCCAGAGCCAUCAUCCAUUACGUUGGCAUUGGACUAGAAGGAGAGUUCCCCACUGCUGUGUCUGUUAAUGGUUCACAGGCACCACUCACAGUGCGCCGUGGAACAGAGGACUUCGAGAUAGAAGAUGGGGAGUGUGAGCUAGUUGACCACCUGCUGUUUUUGGUGCAUGGCAUUGGCUCUGUGUGCGACCUUCGCUUUAGGGCCGUGGAGCAGUGUGUUGAUGAUUUUCGAAAACUGGGACAGAAUUUACUAGCAACUCAUUUCAAACAGUCAAAGGAUAUGGGAAAGAUAGGAAGAGUGGAAAUUCUUCCUGUUUCAUGGCAUAAGCUUAUCUUCAGUCCAGAUGGCAACAGGCAGAAUGCAGGCAUACAGCAGCGCAAGGCACUGCAUGGAGAUGCUACAGGAAUUGAUGAAAAACUAAAGCCUAUUACACUCCGGUCAAUUCCCAAACUCCGAGAAUUUACAAAUGACACAAUACUUGAUGUUCUUCUUUUUAACAGCCCAAUAUAUUGCCAGCACAUCAUGGACACGGUGGCCUCAGAGAUAAACAGACUGUAUGUCUUAUACUGCCAACGUAACCCAGACUUCAGUGGGCCCGUUUCUCUUGGAGGCCACUCUUUAGGCUCCGUAAUUCUCUUCGACCUCCUGAGUCAUCAAAAAGCUGAUGCAGAGGAAAGUUCAGCUAAUAGUGCAUCAUCUACAAAGGAUGACCAUUCAUUUUGCGACAAGAACAGAGCCAACUCAAUGACCUCACCUGUGGACUAUCUCAUGGGAGCAUCAGGCACUGGACAGCCUUCUGUAGUGUACCCCAGGCUCUCAUUCAAGCCUGAAGCCUUCUUUCUCAUGGGUUCUCCAAUUGCAAUGUUUGUGACAGUCCGAGGCAUUGACACCAUUGGCCCAGACUUUGAGCUGCCCACAUGCAAGCGGGUGUUUAACAUCUUCCAUCCAUUUGAUCCUGUUGCAUACCGCCUUGAGACUCUCAUUGACCCCACUCUGACAAAUGUGAGGCCAGUUCUCAUCCCACAUCAUAAAGGAAGGAAAAGAAUGCACCUAGAAUUGAAGGAGACAAUUGAAAGGGUUGGUUCUGAAUUCAAACAAAAGAUUGUUGAUUCCAUCCAGGGAACAUGGAAUCGGCUUUACCAGAUAUACAGUGGAACCUCUUCCCAAUCCAGCAUUGACCAACAGGUGGAUGAGGCACUAGCAGCUCAGUUGUACUUGGGAGAGGAAGAAGGGACACCCAGCACAGGCAGCAGUGAGCUAGCCAUCACAGUGGGUCAUCUAAAUUCUGGCCGGAGGAUAGACUAUGUGUUGCAGGAGAAGCCAUAUGAGAGCUUCAAUGAGUACAUCUUUGCUCUGCAGGCACAUGUUACCUACUGGGAGUCUGAGGACACAAUGUUGCUGAUCCUGAAGGAGCUAUAUGGUCCGCAAGGAGUCCUGGCAGAUGCAGAGAAGAUCCAGCCACUGGCCAGUGCCCACCAUGUUCCUGAUGGAAGCUCACCCUUGAGUUCACCAUCUACUAGCCCUCUGAACCAGCACAAGGCAGUGUCAUCCAUUCCAGCCAGCCCAGCAUCUGAACCUAGUCAGCCUAUUCCAAUGUUUACCACAAAUGAUGCUGUUCCAUUGCUCUCUCCCCCUCAAACAAGUGAAGCUGAGUCUUCCUCUCAUACACCUCCACCACCUUUCUCCAACUUCCAGCCCCCACCUCCAUCCACCUCUCCUUUUACUCCAUCCCAGUCACCUCUCCUUCCCCAUCCACCUGCACCUUCAUCCCAAUCUCCUCUUUCUUCAACACAACCAAAUAUUUCUGCAUUACAACCUCCACCUCCUACAUCUCAAUCACCCAUGCCUCCUCCACAACCCCCUCUUCUUCCACCUCAACCUUCCCUUACACCCCCUCAGCCUUCCUCUUCCCCAUUGCUUCCAACGACUCCUCCCAGUGGCCCUCCACCAUCUAGAGGCCAGCCCAGAGUUAUUGGAGGGCGACCAAUAAUGGAAUUGUCAGCCCAGACAAUGGGAAUGGAUCCAACAGUGCGUCCAAGUGACACAAACCCAAUUGGACCUCCACCAAAGCUACCAGGAGUGAAUUUUCGAAGACCCUCACCCUUUAAAAGAUAAACUUAGAUAAGAAUGAAUCCUAGGAAUAGAGAUGGUAGAUGAGUGUGUGCAUGUAUGUCUGUGUGUGUAAUUCACCAUGGCCUGAUCACGAGUUGGACUCGCUUUUGCCAGCAGGUACCCUCAUGACGUGAGCAAGUGCUCAUUUUGUCGAUCUCUGGGUACUGCCAGGACCUCACACCCCACACACCCCAUCCCCCUUGCUCAAGGGGGGACAGUAACCACUCCUAGUCAACGGAAAGAAUCCGGCCUGAGCGGGGCAUGAACCGCCGCCUGUUUGGCCUUGCCUUGCAGCGCUUCGCUCUAACCGAUUGAACUACCAGAGCAGUAUCAGAGGGGUGUGUGUGUGUGUGUGUGUGUGUAUAAUACCCCAAAUUCCACUUUUUCAUCAUCCACAUGACCUCUGCGUGUCACAAAACACACGAGAAAUUGAUCCAGAUCCUGAAAUGGAGAAACAAACAUUGCCGAUCUUGGGGAUUGAACCCACGACCAGCCAGAUGGGAGGCCAUUCCUCUAAUUUCCAGCUAAACAGGCACCCCCUUCCCCUUAGCCAGGUGUAUUUUGUGGGCUUGUCUGCAUCAGGCAGGUAGGUUACUGUCUGCAGGGGGGGGGAAGAGAGAGAGAGAGUCAGACAGACAGACAGACGAGUGAGAAAUGUGUAUAAUAUAGUCCAGACAUUAUGACUUAAUGAAUGUCCAUGACAAAUGUGAUUUUGUAAAUAAUGGAUGUAUAGUACUUAAUAUGAUAAGCAGUUUGAUAAGUCAGGUAACCCCCAUGGAUUAUCAAGUUCCAGAAUUAAAAGUUUUAAGAAGGGUUUAUAUAUAAAAAUUAUAAUUGAAAUUCUUAUAGUUUCCUAGUUUCCGUAGUUGCAAAAAAUAUUUUUAUAUUUCUUUGCUUUUUCGGCAUUACAGCAAAGAAAUAAUUAUUUGUGUUCAGGUGUUUUGUGUUGGUGGAUAUAUGUACAGUUAGCAUAUACUAGAGGGAGCACCUCCCCUACUUGGUGUUGCUCUUUUUUGUGUAAGGGUGUCUAUGGUGUGAUGGCAAGGAUCUGAUAUUUUACAGGUCUAAAUCUAUCUUCCACCUACCAGGAAGUGUUACAGGAAAUAGUAGUUAUUAUCCAUGCACUUUUUUUAAUACUUUAAACAAUAAUAAGGAAGUUAAGAAUAUAAAGAAUAUUAUAGUAUCUACAUCAUUUUGGGCCAAUAUACAGUCAUAAUGGUAUCAAAAAUGACUAUG
Molecule: messenger RNA, 4249 nt
Organism: Eriocheir sinensis (Chinese mitten crab)
Lineage: Eukaryota; Metazoa; Arthropoda; Malacostraca; Decapoda; Varunidae
Product: phospholipase DDHD2-like
Exons: 16
Coding region: 122-3016 (964 amino acids)
Cellular component (GO): COPII-coated ER to Golgi transport vesicle
Molecular function (GO): metal ion binding
Source: RefSeq, a predicted model, not a curated record